AUGGCGACCGAAAAGGCGGAAGGCGUUUCCUUUGAGGAUGCCGCUCCGUUCACUGUGAACGAGAAGGGUUCUGACUCUGACAUGGUGCCGGAGAAAGGCGAGGAGCUUGGUUUCUGGACACGGCUGGGAUGUACGCCGGAAUCGUUCAAGAGGCGGCGUCUGGUGGGCGGGAACCAGCUGAAUCAGACCCUGAAGUCCCGACAUCUACAUAUGAUAGCAAUUGGCGGGAGUAUUGGUGCUGGUUUGUUCGUCGGCUCUGGGUCUGCGCUUGCAAAGGGCGGUCCGGCAUCGCUGGUCAUUGAUUUUGCGAUUAUUGGUAUAAUGAUGUUCAAUGUCGUGUAUGCGCUCGGUGAACUGGCGAUCCUGUUCCCUGUCUCUGGCGGAUUCUAUACAUACUCGGCUCGGUUCAUCUCGCCGGCAUGGGGUUUCGCCAUGGGCUGGAAUUAUGUCUUUCAGUGGCUGGUCGUUCUCCCGCUUGAGCUGACGGUGACGUCGUUGACUAUAACAUACUGGGGCGUCAACAUCAGUGUCGCCGUAUGGAUAACAGUCUUCCUGAUCGCCAUCGUCAUCAUAAACAUCUUCGGAGUGCUUGGAUACGGCGAAGAGGAAUUCUGGGCCAGCGCAAUCAAACUCACGGCCAUCGUGAUCUUCAUGAUCGUUGCCAUCGUGCUCACCUGCGGCGGCGGUCCCAGUGACGGCCUGUACGGUAGCUACUGGGGAGCCAGGCUGUGGUAUGAUCCAGGGGCUUUCCGCAACGGCUUCAAAGGAUUCUGCUCUGUUUUCGUCACUGCUGCAUUCGCCUUCUUUGGCACUGAGCUGGUUGGGCUCGCGGCAGCGGAAAGCAAGACGCCUCUCAAGUCCCUCCCAUCCGCCAUCAAACAGGUCUUUUGGCGAAUCAUCCUGUUCUAUAUCCUUGGCCUCUUCUUUAUUGGCCUUCUGGUACGGAGCGACGAUAAACGACUACUUGGCGCCAACACGUAUUCCGAUUCAAACGCAUCUCCGUUUGUUAUUGCAGCAAAGGACGCCGGUCUCAAGGGCUUCGACAGCUUCAUCAACGUCAUCAUCCUCAUCUCCGUCCUGUCUAUCGGAAACUCUGCUGUCUAUGCCGGAUCUCGAACUCUGACAGCCAUCUCCGAGAAUGGGUAUGCUCCUCGCAUCUUCUCAUACGUCGACAAGGCGGGCAGGCCGCUUCCAUCGACCAUUCUCGUCAUAGUCUUUGGUGCCCUGGCGUAUGUAAAUGUCUCCGGAAAGGGGCCUGUCAUCUUUGAUUGGCUCCAGGCGCUCUCUGGCUUGACGGCUCUGUUUACCUGGGGCAGCAUAUGUUAUGCGCACAUCCGCUUCCGCGCUGCCUGGGCACGCCAGGGGCGUUCGCUCGACGAGAUCCCAUUCAAGGCGUUCUUUGGCGUGUAUGGAUCAUGGGUCGGCCUGUUCAUCAUCUUCAUAGUUUUCAUCGCCCAGUUCUAUAUCGCUGUUUCUCCACUUAAAGGCGCCGCCUCGGCGGAGGGCUUCUUCAAGUCCUACCUCGCCCUCCCCGUCGUCCUCUUCUUCUGGCUCUGCGGCUGGCUGUGGAAGCGUGAGGGAUGGACCAGGAUCGAAGACAUCGACGUCGACACCGGCCGCAGAGAGAUCGACUGGGAAGAACACAACCGCCAGAUCGAAGUGAUCCGGAACUCGUCCUUCUGGAAGCGCAUGUUCCAUCGUUUCUUCUAG
Molecule: messenger RNA, 1710 nt
Organism: Arthroderma uncinatum
Lineage: Eukaryota; Fungi; Ascomycota; Eurotiomycetes; Onygenales; Arthrodermataceae
Product: arginine permease
Exons: 5
Coding region: 1-1710 (569 amino acids)
Biological process (GO): amino acid transmembrane transport
Cellular component (GO): membrane
Molecular function (GO): amino acid transmembrane transporter activity
Source: RefSeq, a predicted model, not a curated record